AUGUCUCAAGAUAGUCCUUCAAAACUUAAGAGGCAAUUUUCCACCCACUGGCAAACCAGUACGGCUGAUAAUAACCUAACACUGCAUGGAUUUCGCAGAUUUAAAACAACACACUUGCUCAACCUUCGUUUCCUAGAAACCGAGAUCGCUGAGGUAGACCAUGACAUAUACCAAGCGGGGCUGAAGUUGGGGAUACCGCCGACGCCCGACGAUAGGCUAGGACUCCGAUUUUGUCGGAAGGAUGAGGAAGUCCCCGAAUUCGACAAAAAGAUUAAUCAGGAGCUUAUCUUAAAAUUGCGCGGACUUCUACAACAAUAUGAUGAGGCUUUAAUCGCAUUUAAUAAGAUUAUGUCAAUGGACACAUUUUCGCUACUUGACAAUGAAGAGCAAUGCAGCCAGCGUCAUGAUCUCACAAUCCACGAAAUGUACGAGACCCGGCUUUUGCGAGUCGAUCGGGGGCCACGGGACCGGAAAGACCCGUUCCAAAGAUGGAUUCACCGCCUGCUCCGCUUUUUCCGCUACCGGCGAUUAAAAAAUAAAGCCGAAAACGACUGUAAAAAUAGCCAUGAGAGUGGCCUUGAAAGUUACUGCGGAAGCGAAAGUAACCAUAAAAGCGCCUGUGAACAUCCGAGGCCUCAAAAUGCGAAUCAUCGAUGGUCAUGCCAGAGCACAGACCUGAUAGCUAAUAUUACCAGCCGAUUGGUAAUAGCAUUGACCACGGCGAUGUUCCUGAUAAUCCCGUUAGUACUAUUAUCCGGGGAGUUGAAUAGGAAGACUCAGCUUGCAGUAAUCGCAGCUUGGGUGAUACUCUUUGCCUGCGUCGUUACAGUGAUGCUGAGAGCUUCGAACUUAGAGAUGAUGGUGGUGACAGCAGCGUAUGCUGCGAUACUGUCUGUAUUCGUUUCUAAUACGCCUGGGGUAGGAUCCUAG
Molecule: messenger RNA, 930 nt
Organism: Hypoxylon trugodes
Lineage: Eukaryota; Fungi; Ascomycota; Sordariomycetes; Xylariales; Hypoxylaceae
Exons: 2
Coding region: 1-930 (309 amino acids)
Source: RefSeq, a predicted model, not a curated record